AUGGCCCCAAACAUCCGCAAAUCCCACCCCCUACUAAAAAUAAUCAACAACUCCCUAAUCGACCUUCCCGCACCCUCUAAUAUCUCUGCCUGAUGAAACUUCGGAUCUCUGCUCGCCAUCUGCCUGGCCACACAAAUCCUCACAGGCCUCCUACUGGCUAUGCACUACACCGCAGACACAUCCCUUGCUUUCUCCUCAGUAGCCAACACAUGCCGAAACGUCCAAUAUGGCUGACUCAUCCGCAACCUCCACGCCAAUGGCGCCUCAUUCUUCUUCAUCUGCAUCUACCUGCACAUCGGACGAGGCUUCUACUACGGCUCCUACCUGUAUAAAGAAACUUGAAAUACAGGAGUAAUCCUACUGCUCACUCUUAUAGCAACUGCCUUCGUAGGUUAUGUCCUGCCAUGAGGACAAAUAUCGUUCUGAGGAGCUACCGUAAUUACCAACUUAUUUUCAGCCCUCCCAUACAUCGGACAGACCCUGGUAGAAUGAGCCUGAGGAGGAUUCUCAGUGGAUAACCCAACCCUAACCCGAUUCUUCGCCAUUCACUUCCUACUACCCUUUUUAAUCGCAGGAAUCACCCUAGUCCACUUAACCUUCCUACACGAAUCAGGCUCAAACAACCCCCUAGGUCUUGUAUCAGACUGUGACAAAAUCCCAUUCCACCCCUACUUCUCCUUUAAGGACAUCCUAGGAUUUAUCCUCAUGCUUACCCCCCUCAUAGCACUAGCCCUAUUCUCACCUAACCUUCUAGGGGACCCAGAAAACUUCACCCCCGCAAACCCCCUAGUAACCCCACCACACAUUAAACCAGAAUGAUACUUCCUAUUCGCCUACGCCAUCCUGCGGUCAAUCCCAAACAAACUAGGAGGCGUCCUAGCACUAGCCGCCUCCGUCCUAAUCCUAUUCCUGGUCCCCUUCCUCCACAAAUCAAAACAACGAACAAUAACAUUCCGGCCGCUCUCCCAACUCCUAUUCUGAACACUAGUGGCCAACCUCCUCGUCCUAACAUGAGUGGGAAGCCAACCUGUCGAACACCCAUUCAUCAUCAUCGGGCAACUCGCAUCAAUUACUUACUUCACCAUCCUCCUAUUCCUUUUCCCUGCCGUAAGCGCCCUAGAAAACAAAAUGCUUAACUGCUAA
Anas platyrhynchos (mallard) is the source of this 1143-nucleotide messenger RNA. The record is from the annotation of a RefSeq genome assembly. Lineage: Eukaryota; Metazoa; Chordata; Aves; Anseriformes; Anatidae.